AUGCGGGCCUCUUAUGCAGAGUCCGAGCAUGACAUCGACAUCGUUGAACCUCCAGUCAUUCGCGCUGAUGGGAAACAUUCUAUCUCGACAGGGGCUAUGCUCAGAUUGUCUCUAUGGGUCUCUUUUUCAGCGUGGAUCGCGAACUUUGAUAAUGGAUACGUCGGCGUCGUGUUGAUCAUGCCUUCCUAUCAAAGGGCAUUUGGAACGUGCACUGAACUAUUGAACCCGAUGACCAACAAACCUGUCGACCACUGUUUGCUCACUCCCCUUCAACAAUCACUGUGCAUCAGCUUGAAUUUCCUAUUCAUUGGGAUAGGAGGCGGUGUUUCGGGCAUCUCAGGCAGAUACACCGGUCGCCGGGGCGCCAUCCAGAUCGGCUGCAUGCUUGCUAUCAUCGGUGCUGCUGGAAUGCUGGGCACAGGAGGAAGAGGAACUGGCAGUUUCGUGCACUACAUGGUUUGCAGGUGUAUCAGCGCCAUUGGGAUCGGUCAACUCAUCUCGGCGAGUGUUACCUACGGUUCAGAGUGCAUCGAUGCUAGCAAGCGCGGCAUUUCCCUGGCGCUCUACAAUGUCGGGCUUGCCUUGGGCAAUGUUGCUUCAGGCGCGGUGUGUGCGGGCUCUACUCAGUUUGAGCCACGAAACAACUGGCAGUGGAAGACACCUAUUCUAUGCCAGAUUCCGUUGGGAAUCAUUUUGGGUGCGGGCAUCCUCAUGUUCCCCGAGUCUCCACGAUGGAUUUUGAACAACGAUAAUACGAAAGAAGAUGAAGCACGAAAGGCUUUCAGCAUUUUGUAUCGCAUCCCUGCAGAUUCUCCUGAGAUUACGGUCCAGAUUGAAGACAUCAUGUCUCAUAUCAAAGAGGAGCGAGCUGCCGCGGCAACUAACUCAUGGUUUGAGAUCUACAAGUCGAGUCAAAUCCGCCGAACAUUAGCCUCUGCCUUGAUCAUGGUUGGGCUAUCUAUUACUGGAAUCCAGUUCGUGCAGCCAUAUGCAACUACCUUCCUGAAGGGUGUCGGUAUCAGCAACCCAUUCCUCAUCAACGUGAUAAUCGGGUUAUGCAUUCUGGCCGGAGCCUUGAUCGGGCCACUUGUUGUGGAAUAUGCCGGACGACGAGUUGCCAUUUUGACUGGCUACAGUGCUAUGGCAACAUGCAUGCUCAUUCUAUCUUCAAUCAACACAGCACUAGGAAGUGACGACCAGAUUGCAAAGAUGGUCGUUGUAAUUUUGCUCUGUCUAUGGGCCUUUAUAUUCGGCGGAACUAUUGCACCGAGUGCCGGCCUGGCUUCGGUGGAAAUGCACAGCGUUGCACUUCGCACAUACGGUCAAGCGAAUACCAUCUUCUUCUACGGCCUUUUCUCUUUCGGUGCGACUUUUUGGACGCCUUACAUGCUGGAUCCGGAUUACGGUAACAUGGGACCGAAUGUUGGAUACUUUUACGCUGGCGUGACUAUCAUCAUUGCCAUCUUGGUAUUCGUGCUUGUACCCGAGACUGCUACACUGUCUUUGGAGCAGAUCGACGAUCUUUUCUACUCGGGUGUGAAGCCGUGGAAAACAUCCCGGGCUGGGAAUCAGGAAAUCACGCGGCAGAUGAUUCAAGAGAAGGACCAGGAGAUGAAGAAGUAA
Penicillium atrosanguineum is the source of this 1623-nucleotide messenger RNA. RefSeq lists its product as uncharacterized. Gene Ontology annotation, biological process: transmembrane transport; carbohydrate transport. The record is from RefSeq and is a predicted model, not a curated record. Bases 1 to 1623 code for a protein of 540 amino acids. Gene Ontology annotation, cellular component: membrane. Lineage: Eukaryota; Fungi; Ascomycota; Eurotiomycetes; Eurotiales; Aspergillaceae. The transcript has a single exon. Gene Ontology annotation, molecular function: carbohydrate:proton symporter activity.